This is a messenger RNA of Melozone crissalis (California towhee), 7299 nucleotides long. RefSeq names its product GLI family zinc finger 3 (gene GLI3). The record is from RefSeq and is a predicted model, not a curated record. The transcript has 15 exons. NCBI's taxonomy places the organism in Eukaryota, Metazoa, Chordata, Aves, Passeriformes, Passerellidae. Gene Ontology annotation, molecular function: RNA polymerase II cis-regulatory region sequence-specific DNA binding; DNA-binding transcription factor activity, RNA polymerase II-specific. Gene Ontology annotation, biological process: regulation of transcription by RNA polymerase II; smoothened signaling pathway. Bases 109 to 4833 code for a protein of 1574 amino acids. Gene Ontology annotation, cellular component: nucleus.
AACUUGAAGGAGGCGGCGGAGAGCAGCACGCGAGCCGGAGAAAAGCGAGAGGGACAACUUUUCCGACACGUAUUAGUGCAAGGAGAGCUGAAGUAAUGAGAAGUCAUCAUGGAGGCGCAGUCCCAUAGCUCUGCCACAACUGAGAAGAAAAAAGUGGAGAAUUCCAUCGUGAAAUGCUCCAGUCGAACAGAUGUCAGUGAGAAAGCUGUUGCCUCCAGCACAACUUCCAAUGAGGAUGAAAGUCCUGGGCAGACCUAUCACAGAGAGAGAAGGAACGCAAUCACAAUGCAGCCGCAGGGUGGGCAAGGCCUCGGCAAGAUCAGUGAAGAGCCUUCCACGUCGAGUGAGGAAAGGGCCUCAUUAAUCAAGAAGGAGAUCCAUGGAUCUAUAUCGCACCUUCCCGAACCUUCCGUACCAUACCGCGGGACGCUCUUUACCAUGGACCCCCGAAACGGCUACAUGGACCCUCAUUACCAUCCUCCUCACCUUUUUCCAGCAUUCCACCCUCCUGUACCAAUUGAUGCAAGACAUCAUGAGGGGCGCUACCAUUACGAACCAUCUCCCAUUCCUCCUCUGCAUGUGCCUUCUGCCUUAUCUAGUAGCCCAACAUACUCAGAGCUUCCAUUCCUUAGAAUUUCCCCGCACCGAAAUCCUGCUGCAACAUCAGAGUCUCCCUUCAGCACCCCUCACCCAUACAUUAACCCCUACAUGGACUACAUCAGGUCCCUGCACAGCAGCCCAUCCCUCUCCAUGAUCUCGGCAGCCCGCGGACUCAGCCCAACAGACGCUCCGCACGCUGGCGUCAGCCCAGCUGAAUAUUAUCAUCAGAUGGCUCUGUUGGCAGGCCAGCGCAGCCCGUACGCAGACAUCAUUCCUUCAGCUGCCACCGCGGGAGCCGGGGCUCUGCAUAUGGAAUAUCUGCAUGCCAUGGACAGUGCCAGGUUCCCCAGCCCGAGGCUGUCAGCCAGACCGAGCCGGAAGCGCACGUUGUCCAUAUCCCCCCUGUCUGACCACAGCUUUGACCUUCAGACCAUGAUUCGGACCUCUCCAAAUUCCUUGGUCACCAUUCUCAAUAAUUCUCGUAGCAGUUCGUCAGCCAGUGGUUCUUAUGGCCACUUGUCUGCAAGUGCAAUAAGCCCUGCUCUGAGUUUCACAUACCCUCCUACACCAGUAUCCCUCCAGCAAAUGCAUCAGCAAAUUAUAAGUCGUCAGCAAACCCUAGGUUCAGCCUUUGGACACAGCCCUCCACUCAUCCAUCCUGCUCCAACUUUUCCUACCCAGAGACCUAUCCCUGGCAUCCCCAGUGUCCUGAACCCUGUCCAGGUCAGCUCUGGACCUUCUGAGUCCACACAGAACAAACCCACAAGUGAAUCUGCAGUGAGCAGCACAGGAGACCCCAUGCACAACAAGCGCUCCAAGAUAAAGCCUGACGAGGACCUCCCCAGCCCAGGAGCAGGAAGCAUGCAGGAACAGCCAGAAGGAAUGACCUUGGUAAAAGAGGAAGGGGACAAAGAUGAAAGCAAACAGGAGCCUGAAGUGGUCUAUGAGACAAACUGCCACUGGGAAGGCUGUUCCCGGGAGUUUGACACGCAGGAACAGCUAGUGCAUCAUAUCAACAAUGACCACAUACAUGGUGAGAAGAAAGAGUUUGUGUGCCGAUGGCUGGACUGUUCCCGGGAGCAGAAACCUUUCAAAGCCCAAUAUAUGCUGGUGGUCCACAUGAGGAGACAUACAGGGGAAAAGCCACACAAAUGCACUUUUGAAGGUUGUACAAAGGCCUACUCCAGACUAGAAAACUUGAAAACGCACUUGAGAUCUCACACUGGAGAGAAACCGUAUGUGUGCGAACAUGAAGGCUGCAACAAAGCUUUCUCCAACGCAUCUGACAGGGCCAAGCACCAAAACAGGACUCAUUCCAAUGAGAAACCAUAUGUGUGCAAGAUCCCGGGCUGCACGAAGCGCUACACAGACCCCAGCUCCCUGCGGAAGCACGUGAAGACCGUGCACGGCCCGGAGGCACACGUCACCAAGAAGCAGCGGGGAGACAUCCACCCAAGGCCUCCGCCACCCAGGGACCCAGGCAGCCACUCUCAGACCCGGUCCCCAGGCCAUCAGACUCAGGGUGCAGUUGGUGAGCAGAAGGACCUCAGCAACACUACCUCAAAAAGGGAAGAAUGCCUCCAAGUGAAAGCCGUCAAGUCAGAAAAACCGAUGACAUCUCAGCCAAGCCCUGGUGGUCAGUCUACAUGCAGCAGCGAACAGUCCCCCAUCAGCAACUAUUCCAACAAUGGGAUCGAGCUUUCUCUGACCGGUGGUGGUAGUGUAGGAGACCUCAGUGUCAUCGAUGAAACCCCAAUCAUGGACUCUACCAUUUCCACAGCCACCACAGCACUUGGCUUACAGGCCAGGAGGAACAUGACAGGGACCAAAUGGAUGGAGCAAGUGAAAUUAGAAAGGUUGAAACAAGUUAAUGGAAUGCUUCCAAGACUGAACCCCGUUCCACCUUCCAAAGCCCCAGCCUUGCCGCCUCUCAUAGGAAAUGGUACCCAGUCGAACAGCAGCUGCAGUGUCGGAGGAUCCAUGACUAUUCUGCCAAACAGGAAUGAACUCUCAAGUACGGACAUCACUGUGUUGAACAUGCUGAACAGGAGGGACAGCAAUACUAGCACAAUCAGUUCAGCCUACCUGAGCAGCCGCAGGUCCUCUGGAAUCUCGCCUUGCUUCUCCAGCCGGAGGUCCAGCGAUGCCUCCCAGGCGGAGGGAAGACCGCAGAACGUGAGCGUUGCAGACUCCUACGACCCCAUCUCAACGGAUGCCUCCCGGCGCUCCAGCGAAGCGAGCCAGUGUGAUGACCUGCCAAGUCUUCUCAGCCUCACCCCAGCCCAGCAAUACAGGCUGAAAGCUAAAUAUGCAGCAGCUACUGGUGGACCCCCACCGACUCCACUGCCUAACAUGGAGAGGAUGAGCCUCAAGACAAGGAUGGCACUCUUGGGUGACUGCAGGGAGUCUGGAGUAUCUCCACUGCCUCCAGUGAACGUCCCUCGAAGAUGUAGUGAUGGUGGGGCAAAUGGUUACAGCAGGAGGCAUUUUCUGUCUCAUGAAGCUUUAGGAAAUGGGACAAGGAGAGCCAGUGAUCCAGUCAGAAUGGCCUCUGACAACCUCUCUGUCCCGAGAGUCCAGCGUUUCAACAGUCUUAAUAGCUUUAACACUCCUGCUUUGCCUCCAUCCAUGGAAAAGCGCAACCUUGUUCUUCAGAACUACACGCGUUCUGAGGGUGGCGUCUUCCGCGGCUUCAGCUCCCCCUGUCCUCCGAGCAUCAGCGAGAACGUCGCCCUGGAGGCUGCUACAAUGGAAGCAGGUAGCAGUCUGAACGAUGAGGAUCUCCUGCCAGAUGACGUGGUCCAGUAUCUGAACUCCCAGAACCAGGGCAUGUACGACCAUUUGUUGAACAAUGUCCUAGAUAGCAACAAAAUGCAUCACAGCUCAGUUUCAGGAAACAACAAUUCCAGCAACUUUGAUCAAGCUCCUCCACCAAGCAGUCAGCAGGCGGGUCCCGAGGCAAAUAAGAGCGACUUGCCCAUCCAGUGGAAUGAAGUAAGCUCAGGAAGUUCUGACUUGUCUCCUUCGAAGCUGAAAUGUGGUCAGCGGUCAGCAGUGCAGCAGGCUCGGGCCUUCAGACUGCAUAACAACAUGAUGGUUCAGCAGCAGAACCUGGAGAGAAGCAACAUGGCCCAGCAGAAUGGCUAUGGGAACCUGAUGGAGAACAACAAUUCCUACAGUUUACAGCAAAAUAUGACUCUUGGCAGCGGAGCUGGGAAUUCUUUCAGCAUGCAGUCCAACAAGCCUUACAGCGAAAGCAUGGGCAGGCAAGCAAUGAUGUCUGGGGUGACAGACAAUUCCUGUGGCAUGGCAGUGCAAGGGCAGAAGCUGAGAAUCAGCAACAUGCCAGUAAAUGGGAACCAGCAAAAUUUCAGCCAUCCCCUGGCAUCCAGUGAUCAAACCACCAGUAUGGCAAACGGGAUGCAGGACAGGAAUAUGAUGGAACAGGAAUAUUUGCAAAGCCAGCCAGUCGGAGAUGGCAUUCGUUACCAGGGAGUCAGUCAAUCUGGUCAAAUGAUGCUAGGGCAGGUUAGUCCUACCUCACAAGGCAGCCUGUAUCAAGGGCCACAGAGCUGUCCACUGGUGUCUCACACCAUUGGUAGCCAGCCUUCAGGUUUGUCAGUGGCCAAAAGUUACCAGUCAUGCUCUAAUUACAGCAGCAACAGACGGCAAAACAUGUUGAGAAACAACCUGUCCCAACAGCAAAGACACCUAGGUGAUGGCAACCAGACAUACAGGGUAAACACCAUCAAGAUGGAAAUGCAAGGUCAAUCACAGCAGUUCUGCUCCAACAUGCAGAAUUACUCUGGUCAGUUGUAUGACCAAACCAUGGGCUUUAGCCACCAAGCUAUGAAAACAGGUUCUUUCUUUGGUUCAGAAGCCAGCUGCCUGCUGCAGGGGACUGCAACUGAAAACUCAUCUGAACUUCUUUCCCCGGGGGCUAACCAAGUGUCAAGCACAGUUGACAGCAUUGACAACAACAGUCUAGAGGGUGUGCAGAUAGAUUUUGAUGCUAUCAUAGAUGAUGGGGACCAUGUCAGCUUAAUUUCGGGAGCCCUGAGCCCAAGUAUCAUUCAAAAUGUCUCCCGCAAUUCCUCACGCCUCACCACUCCCCAAACAUCUCUUACAUUCCCAGCUAUGCCUGUAAGCACAACCAACAUGGCUAUUGGGGACAUGAGCUCUUUGUUGACCUCACUUGCAGAAGAAAGCAAGUUUCUUGCUGUUAUGCAAUAGACAUAAAAAACAAAAAACACUUAGGAGAUAACAGAUGGGAAAAAAAAAAGACUCAUAUUUUUUAGUUGUGUAUGUAUUUUAGCAAUCUCAUCUCACCUAAAUGGGAUGUGUUUCAAGUAUAUUCCUUUUAUGGAAUAAGGACUCUGAAAACCCUAAAGUGUUCUAGGGAGAAACUGUCUUCCAUUUCAGUUUUGAAUCAGUAUUGCUACGCCCAUUCCCUCCCUUUCUCUCUUUUCUCUCUCUCUUGCACCCUUUUCAAAUGUCUGUAUGCUUCUUUUAUUUUUCUUUUGUUUUUUAUCUGUAAACCAAUGUAAACGUGUGAAGUGCAUGUUGUGGGGUUUUUUUGUUUUGUUUUGUUUUGGGGUUUUUUUUGUAAAGAAAGGCCUGAUGAAAUGACAAUUUUCUGUUACUCAAAUGAAUCCAGACCUUGUAAAACUGUUGCAACUUUUCCUCUUGAACCUAUAACCAGGCACAAUGUGAAGUGAGCAUACAGUGAUGAAAUCCUCUCUGGAUGCACUGGACACAUCACACUGAGGUGGAAAACCAGCUUAGAAAUGCACUGCCAUGCUACCCCUGGGCUGCAGUUUCAGAGACACGGAGCACAAAAAGUUGGGAGGUUCAAGCAAAUAAGAAAUGUAAAAAUCAUCAGCUCUUUGAUGUCUAGCAAAAGCUUAAGGUUUUUGUAAACCCACACAGAGAUAGCUGCCACUGCCUUGAAUAACAAUACUGAGAUUGUGUCAUGUUCAACCUAUUUCAGAGGAAGGAGAGGACCAGAAAGCUGUUCGUAGUCCAGCUCUCAUCUUUUACAGAAUUUGGUAUUCUGGUGUUCAGCCUUCUUUUUUAAAUGACUGAAUAGCAAAAUUAUGGGUGUGGAUAGUGACUUGGGUAGUCUGCAGUCUUCUCAUUGCAUACCACAUUUGUGAAGGUACAGUCAGGGUCUUAUGAAGUAUUUCAUACAAUGAAAUGACAAAAUGGCAGUAUUUCACACUGGGGAAUUCCUUCUUUUUUUUUUUUUUUAAUGCAAAUUGUUGAGGUGUAACUUGCUGAGCCACUGGUUCUUAUUUGCUGCAAGAACUGUGUGUAUAUCCCCUUUAGCCCAGACAGCUCCAUGGAUACAUAGAGCUUCAAAAGCAUCAUAAGCAAGUCAUGUAAAAGAAGUAGAAAAUGAAUGGCUGGCCCAGUUCUCAGACUAGCCAAAUAAAUCAAAGCAGUUGCAAGCAAUCUGAUAAUCUUAAAUGUUUUUCCACUGUGUCCAGGCUUUACAAAAUUAAAUUAAAACUGCCAUUAAAAAUAGCAGAGAAACAAGGGGAACAGCAAGUAUUCACAGAUCACAGACUAUUCUGAUCUGGAAUUAUUAUCAGGUCCAACUCUUCAGUGAAUGGCCUGUAUGAGGAUCAAACCCACAACUUUGAUGCUAUUAGCACCAUGCUCUAACCAACUGAGUUGUCUGGCAACUAAUCAAAGCUCUGAAAGACCAACCCAGCUUCUUUUUCUCUCUCUUGGUGACACCAUGUGCAUUUAAUUUCCAAGCAAACCAGUGGGUCAAUGCCCAGGGUCAGUCACACUGGCAAAAAAUUGAAAGCGAUGCACUGUGAUCAUUAAGCCACUCACUGGUAGAGGUGAAUGGCAUUUUCUCUGUGAGCACUGGCUUGGUUUUGGCUCUGCUGGGCUCCGUGUCUGCAGCCAUGAGUACACAGUGCUCCUGAGUGAACAGCCUGCUGUGGGGAACAAUCAUGGUUUAAAUUCACCCACUCCUAGAAGCUGUAUGGAGUUCCAACCCUCGAAGACUUCUCAGUUAAAUCCCAAUAGUGAAGUCCUACUAUGGGAUGUAGAUUGUGCAGGCACCUACAGUCAUGGAUUUGAUGUCUGUGAGGAGCUGAUGUUAUAGUAGACACACAGCAAGAUGAGGGAGCAUAGUCAGUUUUGAAAUACAGACAAACUUUAGCCCAGUCAAAAUCAGAAGGUGACUUCUGUAGGCUAGAAAACCAACUGUAAAAGAAAAGGUGAAAUGUCAGCUGAUUCAGGACAUGGCAUUUGAGAAAAUGUGGAGAAAUUGAAUCUCAGUGAAGCUGUCAGAUAACAUUUAUCUGUUAACAGCUGUGGAAUCAGAGCAUGAAUGUAUAAAUCAGUAGGAAAACAUCAUAGGAAUUUGGUGCAAGGGCCAUAUUUGAGUUUAUCACAGCACGCACCAAGAGAUUUGCACUGUGAGAUGGAAUGUCAGAAAUCAAGACAAAUGUAAAUGUCCUACACCUUUUAUAAUUACCUAGUUCCUGUCUUUCUUGUUAUGUUUAGCCAGCAUUUCUUUCUUACCCUGUCCCAUGCACACAUAUUCACUCAUCCUGUACUCUUCCCUUUGACACUUCCCCUCCCAGCUUCCCUGCCCUGCCCAGCUAUCACAGCCUGCCUGCCGUGCUCCUUGGGCUGCAUGGGCAGCUGGGCACAGCUCACCAUGGCCAGUGACUGCAU